AAAUAUAUGCGGGAGCCACGUGACGCCACUCGGAAGUGACGCGCGGUGCUCAAAAGAGUUGAGCGAAGCAUCUGGAUCAGAGCAGCGGCAGCAACGUCUCAUCUGACGGCAGAGGACAGAGGGACACUCGACCGCGACCCGUACAGCAUCUGUGAGAACGUGACCAUAAUGAAUCCUGUUUACAGCCCUUCCCCAACAGGGGUCCCCUUUGCCAAUACUAAAGGUUUAGGCUACCCAGCUGGAUUCCCUGUUGGCUACGCAGCUGCUCCAGCGUACAAUCCAAACAUCUACGCAGGAGCAAACGCAGCCUUCCCCAGUGGUUACGCUCCGGGCACUCCUUUCAAAAUGUCCUGCUCUCCCAACUCAGGGACAGUCCCACCAUACUCCUCCUCACCCAACCCCUACCCUGCUGCUGUCUACCCUGUCAGGAGCACCUACCCGCAACAGAACCCAUAUGCACAGUUAAUACCGUCACAACAGCAGGGCACGUACUACACACAGCCGCUGUACGCCGCACCGCCUCAUGUGAUCCAUCACACGACGGUGGUCCAGCCGAACGGGAUGCCUGCGGCCAUGUAUGCCCCGACCAUGCCUCAUCACCGCCAAAACGGCGUCGCCAUGGGGAUGGUAGCAGGCACCACCAUGGCCAUGUCCGCUGGGACUUUGUUGACAACUCCAUCACCAGCAUCUGUUGCCCCCCACCAGAUGCCCACAUAUCGGACUCCCGGCACACCCAGCUACAGCUACGUGCCGCCGCAGUGGUGAAGAGAGGGAAGCGUCAGGAGAUGGUAGAUAUGCAUUCACACUCUACUCCAGUGUUUUUUGCUCUCGGUGAAGACCUGCUCUGCCAGAGUUUGCAACCAGUUACUCCUCUUCCAGCAUAAUGUGAAUCUUAAAACCCAACUACAUACAGAGAGGGCGCCAUUCAGACAAGGAGGUGGUGAAGAAUCGGCCCUGUCCCCAUUAUCCUCUUCCCCUCUUCCCCUUUACGGAAUACGACUGCAUCCCACGCCACACCCCAGCGCCAGCACCUCUACGACCUGCUGCAUAUCUCACAUCAAACAGCCCCCAUGCAAACUUUUUUGUGGACUGUCAUGCAGGUUUUUAUAGCUUCAACUCUUUUAAGUGGUGAAAAGGGAGGUUUUUUUUUUUAUUUGGGGUACACCUAUGAUGUUGAAUGCAUGUGUACAUAUAGCUAUAUGAAGUAAUGCUAGCUCAAUCUACCUGCAGUGACAGAUGCAAAAUCAACAAAAAGGCACACAUCCAAAGGAACUAAAAAGAAAAGUAAUAAUCUCCGAUGCUGAAUCACCAGUGACCAUGUCUUAUAUGUGAAAUAAGAAAAGACGAGAAAUGUUUGUUCAUGCAAAAACAUACCUGCGCACUCCAGUGCAGACUAAACUGUGCUAUUUUCACUGCUUUGUGUUUUGGUGAGUGACGCUAGUUUUUAUUGUUUCUUUCAGCGAUGCGGCGUUAUGCAUUGUUAUGUGUUACCUUUUUUUUUUGGUAUUUUAGGAGAAAGAUGGGACUUUGAGUUUGUGCCUUCGACUGAUGGCCAUUCCAAUAAUUAGUCGCUUUACGCAUGUUUUAUUUUUUCUGCCCUGUUACACGUUUUAGGACAAACUGCGUUAACUUUUGCAAAAGUCUGGAGCAGCUUUUGAUCCCUGCUUGAAACGCUUUGGGUGACUUAAAGUAUUCACUUAUUUUAGCAACAAGUAUUCUGGGUUUGGGUGCAAGCAGAGGAUUUUUUUUUUUUUAAUCAUUUGCAACCAUUGAAUGAGUAGGAACAGAGUUGUGUGUGUGUGUGUGAGGGUGGGUGUAUGUGUGUGUGUGUGUGUUAGACGACUAAAAUAUAACCCAUUAAAAUAGUGCCAUACAGCUCAACAUGAAUAUUCAACCUACAUGUCAUUUAGUUCUUAGGUCUGAAGCACUACAUCUUUUAAUCGCUGCUAAAUGUGGACAUGUUAGGAAAUUAUAAUGAUAAUAGUAAUGGUCAAACAUAAAAUUUGUGAUUAGCACUACUGAGUAAAGGCACUAAUUAUUAAAAACAGUUAAGAUAUUUGACCUUUUUGACAUUGCUUACCUCAAGGUUCCAGGCUGACCCACCAACAUCACUGUUUCAGACAUGCUUUUCUAUGUUGCCUCAGUCACCUCAGUUUAACGAUCUGUUUUGUAAAUGUUACUUUUGUGAUUUUGGUUCGUGUUUUGUAUUCUAAAGAAAGACCAAAAAUAAAAACAAAUAUAAGAAUAA
Hippoglossus stenolepis (Pacific halibut) is the source of this 2248-nucleotide messenger RNA. RefSeq names its product family with sequence similarity 168 member B (gene fam168b). The transcript is spliced from 7 exons. The record is from RefSeq and is a predicted model, not a curated record. The coding region runs from base 169 to 765 and encodes 198 amino acids. Lineage: Eukaryota; Metazoa; Chordata; Actinopteri; Pleuronectiformes; Pleuronectidae.